AUGGUGCAAACCAGGGAGCAGGGCGACUUCUGCCUCUUGGCGGGAAGCCAGGUGAACCAGGUGGGCUCUGAGCUAGUGCGUCACGAGGAAAAGGAACGAGUCUCUCGAGACUGGCUUCAUUGCACGACUGUUGUAAAGGAUGGGCGCAGUGCUUCUUUGACUGCACCGAACGGACCAGCGCAGGAAAGAUGUGCACAGGCCCUCUCCCCCAUCGUCGAUCCAGUGUCCAGCGUGUUGCGAUUUGAUGUUCUGCUAUUAUUGGAUUCAUGGUCCUUGGCUCAUGCUGUCAUGAAGGAAAUCGGUGUGAAACCACCGGAGAUUGACACCACAGAGUGCCACGGUACCGGCACUUCCUUGGGAGAUCCCAUCGAGAUUGGUGCCUACAGGAAGGUCAUGGCUUCUGUGCCAAGGCACGAACCCGUGGUAAUCACGUCCUCCAAGAGCAACAUCGGCCACUGUGAAGGCAGUGCUGGAAUUUCUGGAUUCCUGAAGUGUGUGCUGCUGAGCCUGUACGGCGAAGCAACGCCCAACUGUCACCUCAACUGCUUGAAUCCGCACUUGGACAUGACUGGCUUUCCUGGGAUCAUCACAACAGAGAAUGCCACAUUCCGCUCAGAGGCCUCGUACAACGGUGUCUUGUCUUUCGGCUUCGGUGGGACGAAUGCUUGUGCUACGGUCUGGGGGGUCAAUCAAAUGACGUCGAGAGGAGUUGGCACAAACAAGGACCUGUACAGUCUCUUCAUCAGGAAGAUGCAAGAUGCACCUCCCCAGGAAGUUACCAUUGUUGGAGACGACUGGGAGGACUGGGAGAUGGGCGGUCCUGACAAGGACGCGAGGUUUAACGACAUCUUCGAGGUUGAGCUUGAUCCUGAUGGCGUCGUCAGCUACUGGAAGAAGGACAAGGAGGUGCCAGACAUGGGUGGUAGCCUCACACGAGACAAGGCGGAUGCCAGUGUGCCCGGCCUCUUCUAUGCGUCUAUCCGCAUUACUGCCAACGUUGAAGAAGAGUUUCAGAUCGUUGCAGACAAAGAGCCGAAGAUGACUUUCCAUCCAUCCAGCAGGACGUCGAUGAAGUCUUCUACCGUCCGCGGGCCAGAGGAGACGAAGCGAGAAAAUUGCUGGUGUGUCAGAGGAUCGAAAGGGGAGAGGUAUCGCGUAGAAUUCUACAGAUCUGACACGGGUGCAGCAACGGUGUCCUGGCUGAGGGAGCAGUAA
This is a messenger RNA of Symbiodinium sp. CCMP2592, 1215 nucleotides long. The record is from the annotation of a GenBank genome assembly. NCBI's taxonomy places the organism in Eukaryota, Dinophyceae, Suessiales, Symbiodiniaceae.